AUGUCCUCACCGGCCUUAUUCUUUCCGCCUGGGGAAAGUGGGUUGUGCUACACAGCUGUGCAGCUCUCCAAUCACUCCCACCACUACCGCUCCAUGACGACUAGAGAAACAAAAUUUCCCAGAAUCCCAAGAUCUUCGGUGCGAUGUGGCACCGUCUGGGGAGGCCAUGGCAGCCACGCUGGCAGAGACCAGGGAGGGCAGGCGCAUACGGGCAGCUCAGGCACACACUUGCCGCUAUCUGCCUGCAACGUACCUCGGCUGUCAGAGGCCCUAGGCGUAUGGCAUGUUCGACCUCUAUACUGGGAACUCCCUGUGCGCCGGGGCUGGUGCUGGCCGUUUUGGCUCCGUUCUACGAUCUCAUUUCCGCUGACAGGCCAUCGACGGCGAGUCUCUGGGCCUUUGGCCCGCGGCCUUUGCUUCGUCCUCGUCUUAUUAAUCUAA
This is a messenger RNA of Gaeumannomyces tritici R3-111a-1, 441 nucleotides long. RefSeq lists its product as hypothetical. NCBI's taxonomy places the organism in Eukaryota, Fungi, Ascomycota, Sordariomycetes, Magnaporthales, Magnaporthaceae. The transcript has a single exon. The record is from RefSeq and is a predicted model, not a curated record. Bases 1 to 441 code for a protein of 146 amino acids.